UGGUGGGUUGCAUCUAAAAGAAAACGGAGGAAGUAUAAGAUUAAAAAUUGUUGAGAAAGGGUAAUUUGGAAAACUAAACUUUAGAUUGAUAGGCAAAAAACCAAAUUUUAGAUGGAGAUGCGGGGGAUCGAACCCCGUGCCUCUCGCAUGCAAAGCGAGCGCUCUACCAUUUGAGCUACAUCCCCAUUUUAUUAAUCCCAUCACUACAACUAUAUUUAACCCUUAAUCUAUCUACUAAUUGCUUGUCUACCUCAUUCCCGCCUAAAAACAACAAAACCCCAGUCAAAGCAAAAACAACUCCAUCAAUGGCGGACGUAAGAGAAUGGAUAACCACCGACGAAACGGCGGAAACAUACUAUUCUAGGGUUUCAACCUCCCGUCCUCCGCUUCUUCUUCCGCCGCUUCACCGCCUUCCUCUUCGCCCCGGCAAUGUCGUCGAAAUCGUCGGCCCUUCUCCCUCCGCCAAAACUCACAUCCUUCUUCAGGUUGCGAUUGAUUGUAUUUUGCCCAAGGAGUGGAAAGGUGUGAGUUAUGGAGGGCUUGAGAAAUCGGUGAUGUUUAUUGAUUUGGAUUGUCGGCUUGAUAUUUUGCGUCUUCUUCAGCUUCUUAAACUCAGGAUUUAUAGUUUUCAUCAAGUGAAUAACGAGCUACACUCUGUCAGAGAUUGGACCUGUGAUGAGGAACUAAUUCACAACUGUUUGGAGCGCUUCCUAUAUGUUCGUUGUUAUGAUAGUUUAGAGUUUCUUGCUACGCUGAAGACAUUAAAUUAUCAACUUCAGACCAAAAGGAAGAAGCUUGCUUCAAAAGUCUGCUUCUUGAUGAUUGACAGUAUAGGAGCUUACUAUUGGGUUGACCGUGCUUCAACAUCCAUGCCUCUUGGGUCAAACAAUAGGAAAUUAUUCUCUCUUCAAAGUGUGAUGGAAGCUGUAGUCUGUGAGAUGAAAAAUUGUCUGCAGGUGCAACCAAUGCUUGUUUUGGCUACAAAAGCUACAAUAUUUGGUGAUAAGUCAGUAACCAAUGACAUCAAAAGGCCUUUCAGAAAGUGGUCUUCACAAGAUGCAUCUGGUCAACACACUAUAGAAAGCAGUUCUGAGAAUGUAUUGCACCGUGAAUAUAUGCCUUCGGCCUGGCAGGCACAUCAAAUGCUGGCCAGUGACUUGGAUCUGACAUGGGAUGGAUGUGGUCUCCAUAAGUCAGCUUGUAAGCAGCUCCCUUGAAGUAUGGUGACACAUAAUCUGCAGCUUGAAGUCUUUGGCUGUAUAUGACCCUUAGACCAUGUCUGCAUGGUAUUCCUGACCCUUGCCACUUCCCACAACCACAGGUCAUUGUCUCACAGGGAACUUCACAUGCCCAUCCCUGACCUCAAACUCUCCACCACCAGCUACUGUCACAUGACACAAUCUGGACUCCUCACUUCUUGUCUCCAAAACUCCCUUAGCAAACUCUGUUAGCUCAUUAGGAUCCAUAUCAAUUGCUUUGUCAAACCUAGAACCCAUCCUUUUCAUGCACCAAUUCCUUACAGCUGGUUUAAGUCCAAAAAAAAAAAAAAAA
This is a messenger RNA of Chenopodium quinoa (quinoa), 1551 nucleotides long. Its product is annotated as DNA repair protein XRCC2 homolog. Gene Ontology annotation, biological process: double-strand break repair via homologous recombination. Lineage: Eukaryota; Viridiplantae; Streptophyta; Magnoliopsida; Caryophyllales; Amaranthaceae. The transcript has 8 exons. The record is from RefSeq and is a predicted model, not a curated record. Gene Ontology annotation, cellular component: replication fork; Rad51B-Rad51C-Rad51D-XRCC2 complex. Gene Ontology annotation, molecular function: DNA binding; ATP binding; ATP-dependent DNA damage sensor activity. Bases 306 to 1217 code for a protein of 303 amino acids.